Molecule: messenger RNA, 2950 nt
Organism: Folsomia candida
Lineage: Eukaryota; Metazoa; Arthropoda; Collembola; Entomobryomorpha; Isotomidae
Product: coiled-coil domain-containing protein 39-like
Exons: 14
Coding region: 1-2907 (968 amino acids)
Biological process (GO): inner dynein arm assembly; cilium movement; cilium-dependent cell motility
Cellular component (GO): axoneme
Source: RefSeq, a predicted model, not a curated record
AUGUGGCAAGGAAAUAUUUCCAAGAUGUUGUCCCAGACGGGAUUGGGGACAGGUUUUCGCCUCCCCGUAGCCAACGCGGACAACAUCGCCCUCGAAAAAGAACUCGAGAAGCGACACCACAUCGUCCAACUCAAACGGUCCGACUUGGACGAUAUUGCAAGACACAGUGACAUCUUGGAGCGAGGGAUCAGAAAUGCCAUCGAUCACAUAGCUCAUGACAAAAAACUACUUGCUGCAAAGUGUGCCGAGGUCACGGCAGAGUCGGAACUCGUCAAAGCCUCGGAGAGGGACGCUCACAACUUGGCCAGAGAAUGCAAAUUCGUCGACGAGACGUAUAAAAAGGCAGCCGCGCACAACAGGGCUCUCAUUGGUGAAAUCGAGUCCAAAAAGUAUGACGUUUCCGAACUGGCCGAAAUGAUCGAGUUCGACCGGCAAGAAUUGAUCCUGAUGGAGAACAAGGCUGCGGACGAGACUCAAGUGAUGAAAUCCAUUGAGGAAAUCGGUGACCAGGACUCAGAAACUUUGAGAAAAAACGAGACUCGGUAUCGAAAAGCGACGGCGGAGUGGUCCUCCAUGCGACUCGAGUUGGAUGGGAAGGUCGCCCUCACGAGCAUGAUGCAAGCCGACUUGGACGGGCUGAGUGAACGCUUCCGCAAGUUGCACAAGGAGCGAGGGGACAUCGUCGCCCUCUGGAAGGACACACUCAUCGCGCUCAACGAGAAGGACGGCGAGAUGAAGGACAUUGCCGAGGAGUACACCAGCGCUGUCGCCUAUCUCCACACCCUAAAGCAGAAGGGGGAGGAACAACAGAAGAAGUUGGAGGAUGGCGAAAAAUCCUCCGAACUCGCCGCCAUCCAACUCGCCAAAUGGGACCGGAAAGUCAACGAUUUACGGGAAGAGCUCAAAAACACUGCCGACCUGUCCACCCUCCUCAAAGACAAUCUAUACACGUACGAAACCACGAUUUCAUACACGUCGAAACAGCUGCAGGAAAUGACGGCGAAAAUGGCCAAGUUGGAAGCCGAGCUGGCCGCGAUGCAUGACAAGAUUUGCGUUGCAGAAGAGGCUCUGGCCAAACUGCGGGCGGAGAACGAGGCCAACUCGGGCCAGCUGUUCAGUGCAGCGGAACGGAUUCGCCAGAUCGAGGAGUUGAUCGACGAAGAAGAACGGCGGACGGACUCCUUGGAGAAAAAGAUGGCGAAAGAGAUCAUGAAAAAGAAUCAGUGGGUCAACCAACGCUCCGUCCUCGAGACGGAGUCACUCGAUGUAGACCAUGAAAUUAAGGGGAUGCGGUUCAACUUGCAAAAUCUACUCACUAGGACGAAAGACGCAGGAAAUACGCUUGAACGGAGGAAGGCCACCAUCUACCGAAUGGAGUUGCAGUACAUCAACGCCGAGGUCAAGUACCUCCCCAUGAUGAACCCCAAGCAGGACACGAUCCAGUUUAAAGAGCAGGAGGAGCGCCUCCUCGUCUUGAAACUCGACAUGGACCAAACUUUGAAGCAGAAGGCGUUCGUCACUGUCCAAACGGAUCGAAUCCUCCACGUUCACCGACGCAUCGCCAGGGAAAAAGUCACCACGGAGAGGGACAUUGCUGGCUUAGAGCAGAAGAGUAAUGAGCAUCGAUGCCUCGUUAAAUUUUCCGUGAAGAACUUGGAGUACAUGGUGGGCGAGUAUCAAGGCCUGAUGGUGGCGCACAGCCUUCUCAAACUCAAACUCACCCAAAUGAUCCAGGCCCUCAAAGAACAAAAGAACUUUCUAUAUGAUGCGGACAAUCAGCGAGUCCUGCUUCAAGCUGCCGUGAAAGAGAAACGCUCCGAAAUUGAUGCCCACACCCGUCUCUUGGAAUUGAAGAGGAGAGGCGUUAAGGAUGAAUUGUGCCAGUUGAAGCUACAAAUUUGCCAAGUUUCUGCCUGCGUGGAUAAGCGGAAAAAACGGUACGACAUAAUCAUGCAAUUGAUGGGGAGGCAGGACGAGGUGGCCGGGGAAGAAAAGUCAGAGGCUUACUACGUCCUUAAAAUGGCGCAGGAACGCGAAGUUCUCUUGAUGGAAGUGCAGAAAUGGAAGAACAGAUUGACCGAUGCGGAAAAAGAGAUUGAAGGCUUGUCCAACGUGCACAAGGUUAUGAACGCGUCAAAUUCUUCGCUCAAGGACAGUUUGGCUCCUGCCCCAGAGGAGUCCGAGGAGGUCAAAGCUCUCGACCGUUUGACCGCUCAAGAGCAGGAAAUUCUCCUCCGUCGCUCUCGCGCGCACAAGUAUCGCGCCCUUCUUCGCGACAAGAUGAGCGAAGUGGAGCAGAAAAUCGUCAUUGCGGAACAAGAAAUUCGGGCCACGAUGCAAUUCAGCGAUAUGAAGGAAGCCCUCGCGUCCAAACUCCAUAACGAGUUGCAACGCCAACGGGAGAAAGUCGUCCGUUGGAAUGGCAUCUGUUCCCGGGUCAUCAAAGAGAUUAAGCCCCUCUUCCCCCCGGAACAGUUCGACCUUCUCCAGAACGACCUCAAGUUGCGCUUUACCGUCAGCAAGUUUGAGAGUGCGAUCGGUAUGUUGGAGCGGCUGCUGUUUCAUCAUCCCUACGUCAAAAAGUACUUUGUUCGUCGUAUCCAGCAGGACAGCGGGCUCAUGAAGUUGUACGACCGUUUCAGCCAGUCUCUCAGCAUUAGCAGCAGUAGUAGGAGCAGUUCGUCGUCCAGUUCGUCCUCCGUCUCGUCAGCCACUUCGACCACCCAGUCGCCAGGGGGGACGCAUCGCGUCAAGCUUAGCACGAGUGUGAGCGGAUCGUCCAUGUCCAGCUCGGUCAGAACUAAUCCGUCCACCGCGGUUAAGUCGGUGACCAAAAUGACGCCGUUUAGCCGAAUUAAUGUUACCAGUGGCAGUAAGCAGAAGGUGGGUGAGCAGGCUAAAAAAUAGGAAUAUGUACGAUGCAGUCAAAAAAUGUAUGUAGAAAUAUGCA